Molecule: messenger RNA, 5948 nt
Organism: Ictidomys tridecemlineatus (thirteen-lined ground squirrel)
Lineage: Eukaryota; Metazoa; Chordata; Mammalia; Rodentia; Sciuridae
Source: RefSeq, a predicted model, not a curated record
UUUUGGCUUUCCCACCCUGCUGAGGAAUUUCUGUCACCUGUGGGUUAAACAUAGAUUUGGUCUUAACUAUGGGAAAUACUCAUAAAAUGUGAAGUUAUUCCAGGAGCAUAAUUAGCCCUUUCAUCAUCAAAACAGCCUUCAUUUAUUAGGUAUUUUAAGUAUUUAGACCUAAAGGGUGCAAAGAGGCACUUUUUAUAUUUUCAGAGAGCUAAAACAAAACAAAUUCUGAUUGUUGAAAAUCCGCAGCAUGCUCAUCCUAUUGCUGCUUUAUGGUCUAGCAAUUUGAGCAACAAAGACUAGCAGCUUCCAAUGUGCCAUUAUCACAAGAAGUCUUGGAACCAAGAGCUAGAGAAAAACAGACUUUGGGAGCUUUCUUGGGAUGAGGCCAUAGGCCCGUCCUGGCAGAUAAUGUUAAAAUUGUGACCUUUAAAGAUAAGGCUUCGUAGUUUUUACCUCCUCUCAAUCUUCCUAUAAAUAAAAGAAGAUGUUUUCUAAGAAAAAUAAAAUAAAACUUACUGAAUCCUUAAAUUCGGUGGUUGUCUUUGGGGAAUUCAAAAUCACCAUGUGGAAGGUAUAUCAGUUUGGAGUGUAGUUUUAGAAUUCUGGCUUUUUAAAAUUAUUUUUUUCUAAAGAUUAUUUUUUAAUAAAAUAUAAUUAUGUGGCAAGAAUUUAAAAAAAUAAAGGAAAAUGACAGUGUUGAAUAGUUACUAAAUUCAGAGUGACCCAAAUUACUACUCUGAUGAUUUUUAUCCCAGGAGCGUCUCUGAUUUCAAGGAGUCCUCAGUCCUAAAACCUGCAGUCCUCACAAACCACCUCCCCGAGAUCCUGGUGGAAGUUGGGAGCCUAAGCGGCGGGAAGCAGGUGGGGCGGAGUCCCAAGGAAACCUGCGCGGAUUGGUUGGGGGGCGGGCCCCGCCAGGGCUACCGAAGUGGAUUGGCAGCUGCUUGGAGGGAACCUGUUCACGGUAAUGGCGGGCAGCCCCGCCGCCGCCCUGGCGACGGGCGAGCGGGAGGUGGCGCCGCCUCUGUGGCCUGUGGAGGCCCGGUUGGCGGCGCUGCUUCCCGACCUGCUGGUCUUCAGGAAGCCCCGGGGAUCGGAACCCGAGCUCGCCACGGCCCAGGGCGUCCUCCUAGGAGUCCACGUGAUGGGGUUUACAGCAUUAAUGGACAGGUUCAGCCUGACGUGCAAGUCGGAACAUGACAUGGACAAACUGGCCCACAUCUUCAGUUAUUACAUUAGUGACAUCGUGGAGCAUGUGCUCUGUUUUGGAGGGGAUAUCCUUAAUAUCACAGGGAAUGUACUCCUGGCACUCUGGACAGUGGAGAAAAAUCAACUGAGUGACAUCAUAACCCUGGUGGCAAAAUGCAGUCUAGAGAUACAGGAGAAAUUUGGGAUCUACCACACCAGAGAAGGCCAAGAUCUGCGGCUAAAGAUAGGUCUAUCUGCAGGUCGGAUAUCCCAAGUUAUUGUUGGAGAUGAGCAACGGCAAUACCUCUUGGUGAUUGGGCGUGAUGUAGAUGGUGUCCAGUUAGCUCAGCGUUUGGCUCAGGCAAAUGAGAUUGUCCUGUCCUGGAACUGCUGGAAGCUCUGUGAGCAGUACAUGUUUGAAGUGGAAAUCAUGAGGGAGGAUGAAGCUGUGAAGUUAAGAGAUAUGCGGAUCAUUAACCCAUUUGAUUUUGAUGAGCAUUUUGAGAAGUGCCUUGAUUAUCUUCCACAUUACCGUACAAGUGUUGACACACUAAGAACUGCCCUGGAAUUGGAUCCAGACUCUGCACUUGAGCGAACACUGCGGAAAUACAUAAUGAAAAACCUUUUGAAGAAGAUUGAUGAAGGCCAACCUAUGGAGUAUGUAUCUGAAUUCCGUACAGUGACUAUGGUUUUGGUGAAUCUUGAGUUCCAUAAGACAGUGUGGAUGUUGCAUUUGUGUCAUCUUAUCCAGGAGGCUGCCUUAUAUAUCUCUACAGUCAUUGAGAAAGGUGGUGGCCAGUUAAGCCGGAUCUUUAUGUUUGAGAAAGGCUGCAUGUUCCUCUGUGUUUUCGGCCUUCCUGGAGAUAAGAAGCCAGAUGAAUGUGCACAUGCCCUGGAGAGCUCCUUCAGCAUCUUCAGCUUCUGCUGGGAGAAUCUUGCUGAGACCAAGCUUGUUUCCAUCAGUAUCACCAAUGGACCAGUAUUCUGUGGCCUGGUUGGGGCAGUAGCAAGACAUGAAUAUACAGUUAUUGGCCCUAAAGUGAGCCUUGUGGCCAGAAUGAUAGCUGCUUAUCCAGGCUUGGUAUCCUGUGAUGAGGUAACAUAUUUAAGGUCCAUGCUUCCUGCUUACAACUUUAAGAAACUGCCAGAGAAAAUAAUGAAAAACAUCUCCAACCCAGGGAGGAUGUAUGAAUAUCUUGGCCAUAGAAGAUGUAUAAUGUUUGGGAAAAGACAUUUGGCCAGAACGAGAAAUGAAAAUCGCCCUUUGUUAGACAGGGAAAAGGAAUUGGAGGCCUUCAGAUUGGCACAGCAGUCAUGUUUGCAACAGAAGAAGGGUCAGGCAGUUCUGUAUGAAGGUGGAAAAGGCUAUGGAAAAAGCCAGAUUUUAGCUGAAAUAAACUUCUUGGCCCAGAAAAAAAGGCAAAGGGUGUUGCCAUUGAAACUGAAGGAAGCAGAUUCCCAGCAGUGCUUCUAUGUUAUCCAGACCCUCAUGGCCAUCUUCUUUGAGAUUGAUACAUGCCCAGCCUAUUAUCGGCAAGAGUGCCUGCACAGACAGCUCCAUGGAAUGGUGGAUGAACCACUUCAUUGCCUUUUUAAUGACCUCUUCUUUGUGAAGUUUCCAUUGUCCUUCAAAGUUUCACACAUGGAUGACCUGGCCAGACAAAAAAAGAUUAAAGAAUGUUUUAUUGAAGUGCUUCAGGAAGCAGUGAGGGAAACACCACUGAUUUUCCUCAUUGACGAGGCCCAGUAUAUGGAUGCAGCUUCCUGGGAGUUUUUGGGAACAUUGCUCUCCAGUGUGCCCAUCAUCAUGGUGAUGACGUUGACCCCUCCUGUCACCCUGUGUGGCUGGGCCCAGCACUUCCUACAGAGUCCUCAGGCUAUCCUUGUGCCCAUUUCAAAGUUGGCAGCAACCUCGCUGUUGAGAAUGGCAUGUUGGGAACUAGGGGUGGUGAGCAUCCCCCAAGAGCUGCAGAUCUACCUUCUGCUCAGGUGCUUUGGAAACCCCCUGUAUUGUGAGAUCCUAUGCCAGGACCUUCUCUCUAAGGACAUAUUGCUUUUUCAUGACCUAGAAAAGGAAGAGGAAGAGAACAGCAAGUGGGAAACCCUCUCAGCCAAUGCCAUAAAAUCUACAAUGUAUAGUAUUUCUCCUGCCAGCUCCAAAGAAGAUCAGGAACUUUAUGUCUGCACAGUCAAAGAUGAUGUAAACUUGGAUACAGUGCUUCUCCCACCACUGUUAAAAGAAAUAGCAGUAAACCAACUGGAUCAACUGAGCCCAGAGGAACAGUUGCUAGUGAAGUGUGCUGCAAUCAUUGGUCACUCCUUCCAUAUAAAUCUGCUGCAUCACCUCCUGCCUGGCUGGGAUAAAAAUAAGCUACUUCAUUUGUUGGGGGCUCUUGUGGAUAUGCAUGUGCUCCGCUGGCUUGAGCUUCCUCCUGAGUCCAUGUUAGUACCUUCCAUUAUUGACAUCAUUGAUCAAACCAAAGAGAAAAAAAAGUCAGACGCUGGCUCAGCCUCUCUUCUCCGGCUGCAAAAAGAACCAUCCCUGUCUCAAACUGAUGUUCUAGAAUUUGGAAUGCCUCUAUUGCGGGAAGCUGCUUGGGAGCUGUGGCCCAAGGAACAACAGAUUGCGCUGCACCUUGAAUGUGCCUGUUUUCUCCAAGAUUUGGCCUGCCGCUGUGGGAGCUGCCAUGGAGGGGACUUUGUCCCCUUCCAUCGUUUUGCAAUCUGUUCUACUAAGCGCUCUGGAGGGACCUUUAGAUUCUGUACUUACAAAGAUACAGGCUCAGUUCUAACACAAGUGACCACAGACAAAUUGCAGCUGCCUUCUCCCCAAGAUAGUUUUAAUUUCCAGGAAAAAACAUUCAGAAGUCAGGAGACCUUCUCAAGUGAACAACACAGCAGAACAGAGGAAGAGUUCCUAGAGCGAGUGAACAGGAAGCUGGCUCAGACCAGCCCCAAGAAAGACCUGUUGACCACAAAGCCCUGCCACUGUGAGGAAAUCCUGAAACUAGUGCUCUCACCACUCACCCAGCACUGCUUGGUUGUUGGAGAAACCAACUGUGCAUUUUAUUACCUGCUGGAGGCUGCUGCUGCCUCCUUGGACCUGUCAGAUAAUUACAUGGCUUUCUUUUAUUUAAGGAAGGCAAGCAGUCUUCUAGGCCAACCCUCAGCAUUCUCGUUCUUGAAAAAGCACAAAGUGAAGAUUUGUCAGUUUGAGGAGGCCACUUUCUGCAGGCUUCGGUCAGAGGUCUGUUUCAACAUGGGACAGAUCACCUUGGCCAAAAAAUUAGCUAGGCAAGCCCUUCGACUGCUGAAAAGGAAUUUCCCUUGGACCUGGAUUGGUGUCUUUUUCCAAACAUUUCUGGAAAAGUAUUGGUAUUCCUGUUACCUGAACCAGUCUCCAAAUAAUCCCAGUGAGAAUAAGAAGAAGCUGGCAGUUCUACAGCAACGGGUACACUGCCUCUCCUUGCUCUGGCAACUCUAUAACCUGGAGGCCACAGCCAAUAGCCGCAGGUUUGCCUGCCUGGCCACUCUCAUGCAGAAAAAUUCAGCUGAGGAGUUUGCAAAUGAAGCCCAGGUUAUCUCUACCUACGUGGACCUCUCCCAGUUCUCCCAGAACAUGGGCGAUAGGGAGAAGUGGCUGCACUGUGAACAGAUAGCCAUUCAGAAGAGUAGCCUGUGUUGGUUCUCCAGGGAAGGAUUAUUGGCUACAGCCCAGCUCAUGCAGGCCUUGGCCUACACCAAGCUUUGCCUUGGCCAUCUUGACUUCUCCAUCAAGCUGGGUUUUCAAGCUCAUGAGAUAUGCAGACAACUCAAGAAACCGGCUCUGGAGAAUCUAGUUCUCUCAGUUCUCUUCAGAUCUACAUUUCUGAAGAAGAAAUAUGAUCUGUGUGUCCAUGUGCUGGAGAGUCAGUGGGCGCUCAUUUCCCAGGGUCAUGAUGUCCUUGGCCUGGCCUGCUUCUACUCUGCUUGCUUAGAUCUGCUGUUGUAUGGAAAAGGAUUGCUGUGUCGGCCCUUUGACGAGUGUCUGUGUUUCAUUCAACACUAUGGGCACAGCUGUGUUCUAACUUCUCAAAGCAAUGUCAUGCUGGGGGUCCAUUCCUCCCUGGCCAUGUGGUUUGCCCGGAACUCACAGUGGGACCUAUUUGAGCAUCACUUCUCCAAGGCUUGCCGAUUGGUGAAAAGAACCAAUGCCUCACUGUUUGGUUCACAUGGCUUUGUGCGAUUCCUAGAGUGCUGUGUGCUGAUGUUACAGAAAAUGCCAGAGGAGGUCUCUGGUCUUUCCCCAGAGACCCCCAGCCAAACCCUCCAGUACUUUAAGGAGUUCUUCUCUCGGUGUGUGACCUGCCCUGUCUAUCAUGAAUGGGUCUCUGAGCUUAAGGCCUCUGUGAUGAGGUGUGGAAAGAAAGAAUCCAUGACCUUGAGUAACUCCAUCAGACCUUUUGAGACCAGCUUGAGCAGGAUUUGGAUAGAGGGAGAAUUCCUAAAGAAAAACAACUGUUAUGAAAAAAAAAUUAGGAAUACAGAAAUUUGACAGUGUGGCUGAUGUCAAGGAGAAUAAGGACACAGAAGAAACUCAAAGAAUAUAUAUGUUAAAACAAAACAAAAAUAACCUGAUGGGACAGGAUUCUCAUAUUGUAUAUAAUGCAAGGAAAUGCCCUGAGUUCUCCGUGUUCACCAUGUGCAUGCUGAAUAGACUAGCCUUCAUAGUCACUGCAGCCUAUGUCUUUGUCAAAAUAAAAGUCUAUGUUUCUAAAGCA